Molecule: messenger RNA, 892 nt
Organism: Hippopotamus amphibius kiboko
Lineage: Eukaryota; Metazoa; Chordata; Mammalia; Artiodactyla; Hippopotamidae
Gene: METTL23
Product: methyltransferase 23, arginine
Exons: 5
Coding region: 148-720 (190 amino acids)
Cellular component (GO): nucleus; cytoplasm
Source: RefSeq, a predicted model, not a curated record
GCCACCGACUCCCCUCCGAGCGAGCAUGGCCUUCGAGGGCAUGCGGUCCGGGCCCAGCGCUUUUUGUUCUCGGAGGAGCCGGGCCUGGGAGCUGAGGGGGCCGUGCUGGAGGUCCGCGUCCCGCAGGUCCUGCAUCUUCAAUAUGGAAUGUAUGUUUGGCCCUGUGCUGUGGUCCUGGCCCAGUACCUGUGGUUUCACAGAGGAUCUCUGCCGGGCAAGGCUGUCUUAGAGAUUGGAGCUGGAGUGAGCCUUCCUGGAAUUAUGGCUGCAAAAUGUGGUGCUGAAGUAAUACUAUCAGACUGUUCCGAGCUGCCUCACUGUUUAGAGAUCUGCCAGCAAAGCUGCCAAAUGAAUAACCUGCCCCAGGUGCGUGUAGUAGGACUCACAUGGGGUCACGUAUCUCGGGAGCUUCUGGCUCUGCCACCACAAGAUAUUGUUCUUGCAUCUGAUGUAUUCUUUGAACCAGAAGACUUCGAAGACAUUUUAACUACCGUUUACUUUUUGAUGCAGAAGAACCCCAAGGUCCAAUUGUGGUCUACUUACCAGGUAAGAAGUGCUGACUGGUCACUUGAAGCUUUGCUCUACAAGUGGGACAUGAAAUGUGUCCACGUUCCUCUGGAGUCUUUUGGUGCAGACAAAGAAGAUAUAGCAGAAUCUGCCCUUCCAGGAAGACAUACUGUUGAAAUGCUGGUCAUCUCCUUAGCAAAGGACAGUCUCUAAAUUAUACCUAUAAGCUGUUUCGGGACAAUGUCAAUACUGAUUAACAACCUGGCAAGCCCACUAUGUGACUCAGACCACUUCAGCUUCUUGAAUACAGUGGACUUGAUGGUCAGAUCUGCUGGCUUUAGAUUGUGAUGGGUCACAUAACCAUUAAAACAGUACAAAAAAGGAC